GAUUUGAAGCAGUGUAGCAAGUCUGUCUGCCACUGCCAAAACAUUUCACUACAUACUGACCAAUCAUAGUGAGUUACUCGAUUUUGGCGCCAAAGUGGAUUUUAUGAAGUUAGCGAAUGGUAGAUGGCGCUAAUAGAAAUAACGCUUUAGUGGCAGAAAGAGUUAAGAAUAAUAUUUUGUUAUCGAAAGAACGGUUAAAAAUACACGUUGAGGAAAUAUGACUUACGAAGCCAUCCUGGCACACACUUAAUUUCUAUCAUUCUUUCCAAUACUAGUCGGAGGACAUGGGAGGAGAGUGUUUUUAAAGGUCUUCCCAGAAGGUGAAAUUAAAAGUUGAGACAGAAAUUUGUGUUAGUUCGGGCUGUUUUUUUUCCUUUAUAUCUGACAGCUUCCGAAGCUAAUGUAUGUUGUUAACUUGGCAACAGCAAUUGAACUCUCCUGCAUGCAUGCUCAAAGCAUUAAUUUUAACAAUUUACUUUCGAAUAUAUUUUCCAAUGAAAAGGGUAGAAAAUUUCAUUUGACAUGUAUCUCCUGGUCUGAUAUGAACAUAUUUAUACAGUUUCACAAGUGUUUGUAUUGGCUAUCGUGUUAUUGUAGCAAUGAGUGACCGCAUUCCACCUGUGCAAACUGUAAAACAAUUGCCUCGGCCGAAAAAACUAACAAAAAUAGACACGUUGAUCUUUUCAUAUGCAAAUGUAAAUGAUUAUUCACAAUGCGACAACGUAAAUUUUGUAAAAUUGUGAAGCAUCCCGCUGAAAAUUGGUCUUAUGAAAAUGCGAGUGAGAUUCGAUCAUGAAUUGAUAAGAGAGAAGUGAAUUUAUACGCAAAGGCUAAAAUUAUAUGCGAUAUACUGGCAAUGUGCGAGGCUAAACUGCGUGUUGAUCUCGACUGGUCUUGUGUGUACUCCAGAAAAUAUCAUGGCACCUCUUCUGUCGAGCUCACAGCGAUAUUAUAAAUCGGCCAGAGCAGAAAACAAUAACAGAAAAACACGCGAUUUUGAUCCUCGCAGUAAGCCACAAUCAGGUAAUUUUAUGACGCGUUUUGCUUCUAACAACACGGGUUUGUUAUGUCUCUUUGGCAUCCUGGUUUUGCCAAUUCUCAUUGGCCUCGCUCUCGGCUACCUGUUUAUAAUUCUGGGAGUUAGCGCGUACAAGAAUUUAACGGGUAAACGUUCACGAGAAAAGGCGGUGAAGGAAGCAUCGGAAAAGAUUCAAGUUGUUAUGGGAGACAAAGUCGUGGAUUCGUCCUUCCCUAAAACCGUUUCUUUGAACGUUCAAGAGACGAAGAAUCGUAGUUAUGGUUGUCCUCCUCCGACAAAAUACUACUAUCAUCGUUUAUGUAACUAUUCUAACGAUGUUGUGAAUGGUGAUGCAAAAACCUACAUUGACGAAAGCUCCCUAUCCGGGGAAGAGACAGAUAGCAGGUCACGUGAGAAAUCUCCAGUGAGUGCCCCGGAUGUUGAAGACUCUAACUCUAGUACGCAUGCGUCACUUGAGGAUAAUUUGGAUAAGACUGAAGAGGAGGUCGACAGAGAAGAGAAAAGUUUUACACAAGACAAGGAUUCUGGCGUUUCUGGGGAUGAAAACAGCCCUGCGAAAAGAAAGAAAGCAAAUUCUGGCGCUAAUAUUCCAGCGACGCCUGAAAAGAAGAGAUUAGAUUUACCAGAAAGCAAUUCAAGGGAGAUAAACUUAAAUGAAGUUGGCUUCAUAGGUGAAGACAGAACACCUUCGCCUGACAAUACAGAUGGCAAACUUGGAAAGAUUCGUUUCGCGCUUCACUACAAUGUCGCUAAGACAGAACUGCAAGUGAACAUCAUAAAAGCGGUCGAUCUUCCCAUAGCUGACAAUAAGGAAGGUAUCAACCCUUUGGUGAAGAUAUCCCUGCUCCCGCAGCAAUACUGUUGGCAACGCACCAAGAUCAUCGAAGGAACACCAGACCCUGUUUUUAACGAGACAUUUGUCAUCUCAGGUUUCUCAAAAGACAGAAUCAAAGAAUACGAGCUUAAGUUCAGGGUGGUGAAUUUUCACGACAAAUUGAAAGACCGUUAUGGUGAUGACGUCAUAGGAGAGAUCCUUUUCCCCUUGUCAGAGUUGAAGUUGAUGGAAAACAGAGCCUCGUUCUCAAUCACCAAAUGGCUGUAUCUUGCACCUCCGCAUCCCUACGGGAUGGAGGCAGACGACCUUGGAGAGCUUUGUGUUUCUUUAUGCUUUCGACCAAUCAGCGGCCGACUCAUUGUAACAGUCACGAAGAUUCGCGGCUUACCAAAGGCAACGGCUGACCGCACAGACCCUUACGUUAAGCUCGCCCUGUACUGUGAUGGCGUCCGCUUAUCCAAAGCCAACACACGUGUCAAAAGACGCAGCCUUAAUCCGGUGUUCAAUGAAAAGUUCAACUUCAAUGUGUCCGCUGACCAGAUAUCUCUUACUACCGUAGUGCUCAAGAUUGUCAAUCAUUCCGAGAUCAACGUUGGCGGUGGGGGAUUGGGAACGGUUAUUCUUGGAUUUGAUUCGUUUGAUUCUGGGCAGGAGCAGUGGAAGUCAAUGAUUGAAUCACCGAGCAGACACAUUGAAAAAUGGCACAAACUGCACAAAGAUCUGUACUGAGAAUUCAUGUUUGAAAAGGGCAAUUCAAUUGUUCUUACGAGAAUUGUCUUAUAACUGAUUAGUUAGGCUGUAGUUUUUUUCCUUACGAAAAAGGUGAUUAACUUCGACAGGUAUGCCUCUAUUUCGCUCGUUUAUAGCAGUUUAAUUCUGUAUCAACUGUCGCAAACUGAUCAAUACCUGCAGCCACAAGUAAGGAGAUAAACUGAUCACAACUUGUAACCAAUGGCAAGCACAGGAAGACGUCUAACUGGUGCAAAAGUGGGAAGUAUGGGCCAGGAACAAGCGCAGGCAAACGAAGAAGUGGUGGCACGUAAUGGCGGGAAGACUCGCAAACUGGUGGCGUACGCUGGAAAUAUGGAAUCCGUGUUAAGCGCGGGGUUUACAAAGUAACCAUUGAUUAUGGUUGGCUGAAGAGGAAUCUUUGUUUUAAGCGGGUAUAUAACAUACUGCAAGCACUGAUUUUUCUUUCUUUCUCGUCUCUAAAACAUCAUUUGAAAACUGCUCUAAUGAUUCAUAGUCUAUAGAAUAUCUCUCAAUCGACAGUACUGAGCACGAGCCGAUAGAGAACUUUCAGUGUGGAAUUGAAAAACCCUCUCAGAGAACUGUAAUUAUUGAUGAGAUACGGGGAUUUAUUGAGAACUGUUUAUAACAGUGUAGGACUGGUACCAAGAAGAGGUUGCCAGCAACAAGGACUGGUACCAAUACAAGGCUUCCAGCUAGGCGUGGCAGCCCAGGAUGUUAAAAAAAAUUACCAAGCGUCAUUCGUCCUUCGCGCUAACAGCAAUUAUAAGAGUUAUUUCUUGAUGUGUGAUAGCUGUAGAUAGGGUAAACGUUUUCAGUGCCAUGUCACUUUGUCAGUUGUGCUGAAAAUAGGUCACUUAAUUUUGUAGAAAGAGUACAAAAGAAUGGGACCAAAGAUGA
Orbicella faveolata is the source of this 3524-nucleotide messenger RNA. Its product is annotated as synaptotagmin-1-like. The record is from RefSeq and is a predicted model, not a curated record. NCBI's taxonomy places the organism in Eukaryota, Metazoa, Cnidaria, Anthozoa, Scleractinia, Merulinidae. Gene Ontology annotation, cellular component: plasma membrane; exocytic vesicle. Gene Ontology annotation, molecular function: calcium-dependent phospholipid binding; clathrin binding; phosphatidylserine binding. Gene Ontology annotation, biological process: calcium ion-regulated exocytosis of neurotransmitter; synaptic vesicle endocytosis.